Perca flavescens (yellow perch) is the source of this 1212-nucleotide messenger RNA. Its product is annotated as beta-1,3-galactosyltransferase 1. Lineage: Eukaryota; Metazoa; Chordata; Actinopteri; Perciformes; Percidae. The transcript has a single exon. The record is from RefSeq and is a predicted model, not a curated record. Gene Ontology annotation, biological process: protein O-linked glycosylation. Gene Ontology annotation, molecular function: N-acetyl-beta-D-glucosaminide beta-(1,3)-galactosyltransferase activity. Gene Ontology annotation, cellular component: Golgi membrane. Bases 1 to 1212 code for a protein of 403 amino acids.
AUGACGAAUACUGGGAAACUGCUAGAGAAAACGAGAUGGUGUAGUUCCUGGCGCAAGGGUUUCCUCCUCAUCCUGGUGCUGGCGGCUGUUUUUUUUCUCUACAGCACAAACAAAGAGCAAAUGCUCUUGAACCCAAAACAAUGGUGGCAUCGUAUAAUAAGCCAGAGACAAAAUCUAGCUUCCUACACAGCUGGUGUUACCACGAGCGCACCUACAUCUAAAUCGACUGAGACUGCAUUUCCUCAAACUGAGAUCGUCACAUCGUCAGUGGCGACAGACACGACUCGAAGGACUACAAAUGCUUCGGUGGUGACUCAGCAGAUGGGCCAACCAAAAGCUGAGCCGGCAACACCUGUUCCUUAUAAAUCCCCGGGCCCGUACGUAGUGGAAUACCCCUACGAGUACCACUUUAUCAUAAACGAGCCGAAGAAAUGCGAGCAGGAGAAGCCUUUUGUGGUCCUCGUGGUUCCGGUGGCGCCCUCCAACAGGGCGCACCGCGACGUCAUCCGGAGCACCUGGGGGGGCGAGAGUCCGGUUCUCGACAAAGUGGUGACGCUGUUCUUCCUGCUGGGGAAGCACUCCGGAGACGGGGCGGCGCAGCUCCAGGAGCAGCUGCUGCAGGAGAGCGCCGAGCACCGAGACCUGAUCCAGAGCGACUUCCUGGACUGCUACAAGAACCUGACCAUCAAGACCAUGGUGAUGCUGGAGUGGCUGGACGCCCACUGCUCCGCCGCCGGCGUCCCGUACGCCAUGAAGAUCGACUCGGACAUGUUUCUGAACGUGCCCAAUCUCGUCAGCAUGCUGUUAAAAGCCCCGACGACAAACUACAUGACGGGACUCGUGGCGAGAGGAGCCGCGGUCCUUCGAGAUCCAAACUCCAAGUGGUUCAUACCUGUGGAGCUCUUUCCUCAGCCGCAGUACCCGCGUUACGCCCUGGGUCUGGGCUACGUUUUGUCUAUCGACCUCCCUAAAAAGCUCAUACAGGCUUCCAGACACGUUACUGCUCUUUACAUUGAGGACGUGUAUUUGGGGUUGUGUAUGCAGCACUUGGGCAUCCCUCCCACCGACCCCCCAAACUGGGGAUAUUUCCAAGUGAAUCCUGUGGGGUACAAUCGCUGCUCUUACUCCCGACUCAUUGCCACCACUACAAAUAAAGACGCUGAUCGUGUGAGUGAGUGGAAAGACUUUAAAAAACCGGGUACAUACUGCUGA